Messenger RNA from Apis florea (little honeybee), 1429 nucleotides. RefSeq names its product oxysterol binding protein (gene Osbp). Gene Ontology annotation, molecular function: sterol binding. The record is from RefSeq and is a predicted model, not a curated record. NCBI's taxonomy places the organism in Eukaryota, Metazoa, Arthropoda, Insecta, Hymenoptera, Apidae. Gene Ontology annotation, cellular component: cytosol; plasma membrane; perinuclear endoplasmic reticulum.
AUCAAACAUCUAAUCGAAGAGUGUACUGAGUGCUUCUUUAUGACAUUUCUCCCAAACGGAACUAUUUGUCUGAGCAGACCGUACGCAUAUUUUGCCAAAUGACAGAACGAAUGUAUUUUCGUUGGCGUAUUCGUUCCAAAAAGAAAAACACGUGUGAGCACGCAACGUAUACUAAAAUGGGUGAUUCAAAGACUCAACAUGGUACACAGGAGAUGAAAGGCUGGCUUUUUAAAUGGACUAAUUAUUUAAAAGGUUAUCAACGAAGGUGGUUCGUCCUGUCAAAUGGCCUACUGUCGUAUUACAGUGCCUUAAAUAGUCUAUGUUUAAGAAUAUAAUAAAUAAAAUAUAACACUAAAUUUAACAGUUUGAAGUUGCAUGUAUAUAAUAAACGGCCAGUGUGCAGAUUCAAUUAUGGAUAUUAUUAUAUAUGGUUUAUCCAAGUAUAUUUAAUUAAAAUUAAUCAUAAUUUCGUUUAAAACUCAUAUUUACAUAUUCCAUACUUAUCCAUUCUAGUACAAGCAAUAUAUCCUGAGCAUGUACAUGCCACAAAACACAUUGAAAUUUAUAUUUAAAAAAAAUUAGAAAGUAUUGAAAGAAAUAUUGAUUGGUCAGAAAGACCAUAUAUUUUGUAUAUAUAUUCGCUUACAUUUGUCAUACGCAUCAGAGAAAAUUUAUUGCAUAUUUGCCUUCUACUUUUUUCUUUUUUUCAGUACAAUAAAAUUUUAUAUUUAAUAAUUUUAUUUACUUCUGUAUGUAAUUUAUGAAUUAUAUUAUUGAAGAAAAUUAUUUAGAAAGAAUUAGAAAUAUUGUUUAAUCAUUAUUAAUCAUAAAAAGUUUAUAAGUUUAUAAUUAUUUAUUUCUGCGAAUAAAAUUCGAUCUUUCAAUCUCAGAAUUACUGAUCGUGGAUACAGGUGAGAAAAUACUAAGGAAUAUAACAUAUAUGCCUCGAAAAUUCUACUAUUCAAUUUCUUUAUAUUUAGAACAUCCACGUUCCCUGACAACAUGCAAUGCCUAGAUCUUCUUUUAAUUUUCCGCUUGGCACAGUUGUGUGAUUUGAGUUUGCAAUAUCUCGCAAAUUGCAAAAACAGUAUGUCCUGCAAUUUUAUUUUUACACAAACUACAACUUUGUGAACGUCAAAAUGCUUCUCGCACAAAGUAUUGUACUUAUACGCAACGCACGAACGUGAUGGUUGCACUAUUGCUAUAUAAAAAGGAAAGAAAGGUAGAAUGAAAGAGAAAGAGAGUAUGAGUAUAGAGAGAAAGGAAAAGAGUGGAAGAAAAGGCAACAAUAAAAUAAAUAUGAACGAAAGAAGGAACAUCGCAAUAUCGCGAAAAUCCAAGUAGGAUAAAUAGGAACAGAAAAAAAUAUAUAGAUAUUUUAUUCUCGAAACAGAAAAAAACAAAAAAAUAUCGUUUUUAUACAAUGUUA